Molecule: messenger RNA, 1098 nt
Organism: Chrysoperla carnea
Lineage: Eukaryota; Metazoa; Arthropoda; Insecta; Neuroptera; Chrysopidae
Exons: 3
Coding region: 1-1098 (365 amino acids)
Source: RefSeq, a predicted model, not a curated record
AUGGCGGCAUUCUUACAAAUUUUAUUUUUAAGUUUUGUGUUUUUACUGUGUCAUAGUAAUUUAUGUGUAAAUGCUGGUACAAUUACAAUUGUAACGCCAAAACAAAAUUUAACGAAAACAGAAUCAGCCUCGGCUCUACCAGCAGCGGGAGCACCGAGAUUGGAAGCAUCAGCCGGACGAGCAUUACCUGGAAAUAUACCAGAUGAUUUGUCCGUCUUUUCAAAUGGACGUAAAGCAAUAUUGAAUGUAUUGCAAUGCUUAUUUCAAAAAGAAGAUCGAGCACAAUGUUUCUUUGAUCGAGCGCAGAGGGCAUUAGAUGAACAACGUUCCAAAUUACUAGCACAAGCCGAUGCUGAAGUUGAUCGUUACUACAGUUUAAAAACUGGUGGUCGUGCCAAAUCAGAAGAUAAACCAACAUCUGUAUCACAUUCUGUAACACAAAUUAUCACUGAGUUAACGGACAUGUUAUCGGAUAGUUUUGGUACAUUCUUUAAUAAUAAAGAGGAUACCACGGGCACCAAAGACGUAAAUACGAUAACGGAUGAAUUGGAUGACGAUGAAGAGGAAGACGAAGAUAUUGAUACAAAUGCAGCAUCGGAGGAUGGAAGUACCGGUGUAGCUGAACGUACCAGUAAAGCAGUUUCCCAUGGUAAAAAAGGUUCAGGUCCAGAUCUAUCGCAAUUAGUACCCAAAAUAAAGGUCAAAAAGCAGCGACGAGUAAAAUUAAUCCAUAAGUUAAUUGGUUUAUUAAAAUUAUACAUAGCGGCCACAGCAAUUCGUAUGAAAGUUGAAUUCUUAUUGAAACUGUUAUCAGCACAUUUACAAAUUAAAUUCUUCCUGAUUGCAUUGGUUGGAUUAUUAAUCAAUUUAUAUAAAUUCUUUAUUGAAUUGAAGAAACAUCAUCAUGAAUCGAAGAUUUGGUAUCAUGAAGAUGCCCAUCACCAUUAUGAACCGGAUACGUCUCAUGGAUGGAAAGAGAAUAAUGGAUGGGGCGUAUGGCGACGAUCUUUUAAUCAUAAUCAUUUAGCGCCACAAUCCGUGGAUACUGUACAUAAGAUUGUCUAUGCUGGACAAAUUCCAGUUCAGAAAAAGAUAUAA